AUGCCAAAAAAAUCUCUUGAGCGUUAUAAUUACUUAGAAUUAUUAAAAAACAAAGGUAACUUGCAAUAUAAUAAAAAUAUUUUACAAAAAAAACAGGAAUCUAUAAUAGUAAGACAAAGGCCAUCAGUUUUACAAAAAGCUGAAGUAGAUGAUUUUUUACCAUGUAAAUACUGUUAUAAAUUUUGCAAAAAGAAAAAGCUUUACCGACAUGUAAAAAUAUGCAAGUUUAAAGACAUGUCUGAAUUUAGUACUGGAGAACCUACAAGAAAAAGAAAUAAAAUCAUUUUUCCAAGUGUAAUGCUCUUACAAACUGAAAAUGACCACAAACAAUUUGUAACUGAGGUACUUGGUACUAUGAGGUGUGACAAUGUCACAUCUGUUGCUCGAGAUGAUAGUCUCAUUUGUUCAUUUAUUAGUAGAUUACUCCAAAAUCACCGUGAACACCACUUGAAACGUUAUAUUUCACAGAGAAUUCGACAACUAUCAAAAUUUUUAAUAAUACUCCGCACUUUAGUUCCUGAUUUAAGACACCUAAAGGACUUUUUAAAAACAAAUUAUUUUGUUAAUAUUGUUCAAGCAGCAAAGAAACUAGGUCAGUAUAACGAAGACCUGAAUACUUAUACACAUCCAAGCACUGCACUAAAAAUAGGACAUACCAUAACACAAUGUGCCAACAUUUUAAAAACACAACUUAUGAUCAACAACCAUCACAACCAACACCGAGAGACGAAAUACAGGUAG
Molecule: messenger RNA, 741 nt
Organism: Macrosiphum euphorbiae (potato aphid)
Lineage: Eukaryota; Metazoa; Arthropoda; Insecta; Hemiptera; Aphididae
Source: the annotation of a GenBank genome assembly